Bacillus rossius redtenbacheri is the source of this 5341-nucleotide messenger RNA. It is a transcript of the gene Spf30, whose product is annotated as survival of motor neuron-related-splicing factor 30. The coding region runs from base 173 to 943 and encodes 256 amino acids. Gene Ontology annotation, cellular component: cytoplasm; precatalytic spliceosome; nucleus. The record is from RefSeq and is a predicted model, not a curated record. Lineage: Eukaryota; Metazoa; Arthropoda; Insecta; Phasmatodea; Bacillidae. Gene Ontology annotation, molecular function: RNA binding. Gene Ontology annotation, biological process: mRNA processing; regulation of alternative mRNA splicing, via spliceosome. The transcript is spliced from 6 exons.
UCUUCAAUAAGGCCAGCGUAGGCCCUAUCCAGUGACAACACCGCAAAAAAAAAAAAAAGAAAAAAAAACAAUAAGUAGCAGUCUUGCCACUAGACUCUUGUCUCAUAAUUAUUUGAGUUGUAGGUUUCCCACACUUAAAACGAACACGACCGUAAAUAAUGUUUUACAGUUUAUGAAUUUAGCGAAGAAAUAUUUAGGUGAUAUGGAAGAUCCAAGGGAAAAUUUGAACAACUAUAAAUUACAAUUACAACAGGUGGAAGCAGCUCUUACAACAGAUCCGACCAAUGAUGAACUGCUGAAGCUUAAAUCAGAUCUUGAAGAAGUGAUAUUAUUAACUAUUGACUUGUUAAAAGCACAGCUUUUGGAACAGAAACCAGAUGCUGAUGUUGAAGGUGAAGAAGAAAUUAAUGAGACAGCAUUAGAAGAGUUAACGAAACAGGUUUAUAUAAAGAAAGAUUGGAAAGUAGGUGAUAAAUGUCUGGCGCAAUGGAGUGAAGAUGGCCAAUGGUAUGAAGCAAUCAUUGAAGACAUCACUGAAGAUGGUGAGGAAGUGUCUGUUGUGUUUGAUAACUACCAAACUCCAGAUGUGACAACAUUAUCAUUGUUGCGUGAAAUCAAAGGGCCAGUAAAAAAAUUUCCAGGGACAAGUGCAAGUAGCAAAGCAAGAAAACAAACGAGUUCUAAACAGCGAGAAUAUCAGAAGAAAAGAAAACAGAAGAAACUCCAGAGGUACAAGCAGAUGGAAGAAGAAAGAGAAGGAGAAAAAAACAAAUGGCUUGCGUUCAAAUUAACAAACAAGGUGGCGAGAAAAGCAAUGACAAAGAAGAGUAUAUUUGCAUCUCCAGAUAACGUGAAUGGUCGUGUGGGUAUUGGAACAUGUGGUAUGAGUGGGAGACCAAUGACUGAAUUUACAACUGCAGAGAAGUGGAGGAAGGGCAUGUGAAGUGAACAAAGUACAAGAACCUGACAGUUUGCAUAUAAAAAAUGUGCUUGUAUAUUAUUUUGAUGAACUUAUGUUAUUUGAUUGUGUACAGUUUCCAAUUUUAAUCAUACAUUAUAUGAGGUAAUCGGGUGUUUUAGCUCGUCUAUGUCAAAAUGUUGGUUAAGUAAUACAAGUAGAAUAAUUUGAAAUGAUAUUUAAUGUUUGAAGCUUAAUAAUUUAAUGGUAAACUAUGUCGUGUACUUCACAAAAAACUUUUCAGUCAAUUCAUUGUGAAACUUGCAAAUGUCAGGUAUUAUAUUAAAUUAACAAUGAGAGUUUAGAAUUACAGUUAAAAUAAGUUUGGGCCACAGAAAUUAAAACAAGGUGUUAUACAAAAAAUGUAUAGUGAAAAUUUAGGAAAUUUGGAUGUUUUUUAAUGAUUUAAUAAUAAUUUUUUGUAUUAUUUUAUUUUCAUUACCAUGGUUAAAACUGCACACAUUUUCACCCCAGAUAGAACCAGUGGACCUAACAACUUUAGUUUAAAUUUAAAUACUUGAAUAAUUUUUUUAAAUUACAUUUUAAAAAUUGUUCAUUAUUGUUUUGUUAGAAGUAAGUUAGACAAGACUCAUCUGUAGAUGUAGUGAUUGUGAAAUUUAAAUGUUUUUUUUGUUAGUGCCUGAUUGAAAAGUCUUGUUGAAGUGUGUAUAAUUAAUUGUAAUUAGUAUACUGUUUGUGUUGGUUUCUAUUUAAAUUGCCAUUAUAUUUAUUGUGUGUGACUGUGACAUAGUUUAUGAAAAGUGUAAAAAUAUUUUUUUAAUCUGUCAAUUCACUUCAAUAAUUAAAAACUGUGCAUGCUGAGACCUGUGACAGGCAGAACAGCCUUACAGUCGCCGAACAAGGCCAUUCUUGCUGCAACCAUUGGCACAGAGAGCCUCUAGGAUCAAGUCUAUACUGACCAAAGCUACCAUGGUACGGCUUUGCUGGCCGGCACAUGGGCACACUAUCACAUGACAAAACACUAUUUUGCGCUGAAAAGCAAUGAAAAACAGCUGGGCAAACUUUAUUUAUAGUUAGGCCUACUUUAUUUAAACAAAACUAGUUGGGCCUACAACGUGACUAGUACCGUUAACCCUCGAUUAUUCAGGGUACCUAUAUGUUAAUUUGAUUCUCAGAAAAUUCCAACAAAAAUUAAAAGUAUAAGCAAAAAAAUUGCCCAUUGAACAUAUUUAUAAAUGAUUUAAUGUAUGGAUUGCAUUGUUGUAAACUGUUAUUUAUAUGCCCCAGUAAGUUUAAUAAAACUAAUUUAAAAAUUAAAUCAAAACCUGUAGGCACUGUGAUUUAUAAUGACUGGUUAUGGCACUUGUGCUGCCAUCCGCCUUAAGGCAGGACCAACCAUGACAUCAUGGCACAAUGUGCUUAUUUAUUCUAUACUUAAUUUCUUUCCCUUGCUUGUAGAGAUUACCUGUCUGGUGCAGUCUCAUUGGCAUUUAAUAUCUCUCCAUUCCCACACUGAAGGUACAUGAGUUGCGAAUAACCACAUGAGGCAUGUUCUAAAUACACAUAAGGUUGUUUGGACACAGCUCAAUGUUUUCUAUACUUUAGAACUGAGAAGGUUUAAUUCGAUCUCUUAAGGUAUGAUUUUAUUCUCACAAUGUAUAUUUUCUGUAACAAAUUAAUAUAUCUAUAAAAUAUUCUUCUACUCGAUUGAAAGAAGCCACAGAAAAUGAACUUUGCUAUAACAUAGGUCUUACUGAGUGACAAUAAAUAUAGUUUAAAAAACUAAAGAAACAUGCUUUUAAAGAUUAUAAACUAAAAAGUAAAAAAUAAUUUUAAAAUUUAAUUUAUGACAAUAGUAUAUAAGCAAUACUAGUAUAAAUGAGAAAAAAGCUUGAGGCGCUUUGUGCCAUAUUUUUUGUAUAUCAAGCGCCCCAUGCUUUUUUAUCAUUUAUACUAGUAUUGCUUAUAUACUAUUGUCAUAAAUUAAAUUUUAAAAUUAUUUUUUACUUUUUAGUUUGAUAAUCUUUAUAAGCAUGUUUCUUUAGUUUUUUAAACUAUAUUUAUUUUUAACUUUUUAGUUUGAUAUUCUUUAAAAGCAUUAUUUUUUAGUUUUUUAAACUAUAUUUAUGUAUAAUUAUCAUAGGGAAAUGAGUUACCAACUCUACCUAUUACCAUCUGAGAUAACUAUUUGGAGUUGCAACGUCACAAAGAAAUGGUAAAGUCUCUCCGAAUCAUUUACAGUUAGAUGUAUGGAUAUAAUCUUAGAAUUUACCGGGGGAAAAAAAAAACUUUUUUUUUUUGGCGUGGCCGGGAGUAGAACCCACAAUCGCUGAAUCCGAAAGCUGACGUCACAGAAGUCGCGCGCCUUAGACCGCUCGGGUAACGAACGUAAUGAAAUUGGUGGGACAUUUUACAGUGAUGAGCCACUCACUCUUAGUCGAAAGAGUUACAGACGGACAGACAAACAUACAGGUGAAGCUAAUAUAAAGCAUGUAAAAACAAGAUGUUUUUGUGGUAGCAAGGUGUUAAAUAUAAAUAUUCCAGUCUGCAAAAAAAUUUUGUUAGUAUUUUGUUAUUAAUAUAAAACUUAUUUAUUAUUUAAGUGACACCACUUUACUUACAGGAAUCAUAUUUUAAAAAAUGCAUUCAUAUUGGAAUAAAUGUCAAGGAGAAAAUGUAAGUUUAAUUCUAGUCAUUAACUUCAUGAUUUUUUUAAGAUGUUCUCUUUUUUAUGUUGACGAUCUGGUAAUCCUUUGCUCUGUUCAGAAGACAUCCUGUAUUUAAAUAAAUUAAUGUUUCUUUAAAAAAUGGUCCAAUAUUUACAACAGUGUGAGUUUAAAGGUUUUAAUAAGCCUGGGUACCACAUGUAUAUUAACUGAGCAUAUUAUCUUCCAUUUUGGAUUAUCCAUGGCAUCGCUACCCUUUAUUAGCAUGGAUAAUAAAGAGUCUUUCGUAUCUUGAUUCAUUUAUAACAGGGUCCUACUUUUGGUGUCUUUCCAUUAGAUAUGAUUUGCACCUUAAGGAAACAUUUAUACAUUUUCAUGAACUGUGUUGCAAUCUCAUGUAAUAAAUAUUGUAGUGUGUAUACAAGAACCCACACUACAGAAUAUUUACAGUAAAUUAUGCACACUUUGAGAUAUUUUGGAACAAGUACUUAAAAGUACCAUAUUUAGCCAAAAACUACAUCCACGCAUGAAACUUUUUCAAAAUAUUAUGAAAGUUUGCUACCCAUUAUUUCAAAUUUUUGUUAGUAAAUUUUCAUCUAUAAGCAGCUUCGUAUUCAUAUUUCACAAGCUAUGUUUAGGCUGAAAAUGAAUGCCCUUUUAUUGAUAGUACAAGAACCCACAUUCAUAAUUUUUGAAUUAUAGCAAUAUGGCCAAAACCGUAUAAAUUCGAUAGAUUCAGAUACCCUAAACCAGAAAAAUACUAAUUUCAGAAAUUUUGUGAGUCGCAUCUGACCUGGCCGCAUUUUCAUAAAUGUCAACAAAUUUUACGAAACUGUAUCAUAGCUAUAGGUCUGAUUUUUGGAAUGUGGGUGAAUAAUAGAUCUAAGAUACCGAAAACAUGUUUUUCAGAUGCCUGUAGCUUAGCAUGAACCCAGGGAACCAUUUGAAAAAAUAGAGAGAGACAUAUUAUCAUAGUAAACCACCUGAAAAUCUCUUCUACUAUUAAUAGUAUAUUUGGGUCAAUUAAUGCGAAAAAAUCACUUUUCAGAAGAAAAUCUGAGCACCUUCCAUUUUGAGGCAGUUUUGAAAAUGUUUAAAAAAAUUAGUUUGGUAAAAAACAUUACGUCCGAAAACAGUUGAGCGUGAUAACUUAAGUUGCCCAGAUGUAAAAAUAAUUGAUAUCGGACAAGUUUUGUGCAGCACCCUACCAAUCGGACCACUUUUCAAUGCUCAAAAAUCAUUAAAAAAGUUAAUUGAGGCGUAUGAAAUUCUUUGUUUUAAGCCAAUGACAUACCUGCAAACUUUUCCUUAUAGUUUUCCCGCAAUUUGUUUGGAAAUUAAUCUUGCAUUGCGGUUGUAUGCAGAUUCUAAAUAUCGUACGCUUUUCUAGCUUAGAAUUUCUUUCGCCUUUUUUUCGUGGUAGUGGAAAUGUUUUUUUUAAUUGUCUAAAAUUCAUUUUCAUUACAAUAUGGCAGCUCAUCUUGAUGUAUUUUGUCACAUAAACAAAAGAAAAGGUAAAAAGUAUUGAACAGGAUUAAAUUGAACUGAAACAACCGAAAAAGAAAUUUAUUCACAUGACGUCUAGUUCCAUGGCGGAAUUGGCGGAGUGUGUUGUGGGGUUGUAUUGUUCUGUACAUGUUCAGAAGUUUAAUGCUUGUGUAUAAAGAUAUUUUGUGACUUUGUUUGUGCCGUUAAAUUGUUGCCCAAAAAAAAUCUGUUUUGGCAAGUGUUUAGGUUGGCGUAUUUGUAACUGUUU